Metarhizium brunneum ARSEF 3297 is the source of this 1497-nucleotide messenger RNA. RefSeq names its product Succinate-semialdehyde dehydrogenase [NADP(+)] GabD (gene gabD). Gene Ontology annotation, molecular function: succinate-semialdehyde dehydrogenase (NAD+) activity. Lineage: Eukaryota; Fungi; Ascomycota; Sordariomycetes; Hypocreales; Clavicipitaceae. Gene Ontology annotation, cellular component: cytoplasm. Gene Ontology annotation, biological process: GABA catabolic process. The record is from RefSeq and is a predicted model, not a curated record.
AUGACCGCAGAUCUGCCCUUUCAGCUGGCCGACACGAGCCUCGCCCGUCCCGACUGCCUGGUUGACGGCCAGGACACAUCCGCCAAGUCGGGGAGACGCUUCCAAGUCAUCGAUCCAGGCACCGGCAAGCCGUGGAUCUCCUGUCCCGACUGCGGCAGCGAGGACGUCGACGCGGCCGUGCAGUCGAGCCACCGAGCCUUCCAGGAAUACUCCAAAUGGACCCCGAGGAAGCGAGCCCAAACCAUCUCCAAGUGGCACCAGCUGAUUGUCGAAGCCCGCCAAGACCUGGCCACGAUUCUCGUCCACGAGACCGGAAAGCCUCUCGCAGAGGCCUACGGCGAGGUCGACUACGCGACAGGCUUCACCUGGUGGUUCGUGGGCGAGGCAGAGAGGGCCCAUGGCAGCUCCAUCGUGUCCGCCGUCCCUGGCCGUCGCGCCAUCACCAUCAAGCAGCCGAUCGGAGUCGCUGCCGCCUUGGUGCCGUGGAACUUCCCCAUCGCUCUGACUCUGAGGAAGAUGGCCGCAGCGCUGGCCGCGGGCUGCACCAUGGUUGUCAAGCCGUCGCCGGAAACACCGCUAACAGCCAUUGCCGUGGCACGCCUCGGACUCAAGGCCGGAUUCCCCGUCGGCGCCCUCAACAUCCUGACCACCAGCCUCGACAACACUCCUGCCGUCGCGGAAUCUCUUUGUCUCCAUCCGCUGGUGAAGAAGGUGACCUUUACUGGUAGUACGCGGGUCGGCAAGAUAAUUACCGGUCUUUGCGCGCGUAACCUCAAAAAAUCCACCUUGGAACUUGGCGGGAAUUGCCCCUUCAUCGUCUUUGACGAUGCCAACAUUGAUCAGGCACUCGGUCAACUUAUGGCUCUGAAAUGGCGUCACGCCGGCCAGGCCUGCAUCUCGUCAAAUCGGUUGUACGUCCAGCGUGGCGUGUACGACUCCUUUGUGAAGGAGCUUAUACAGAGGACGUCCCUGCUCAAGGUUGGGCAUGGCAUGGCCGAGGGAACGACCAUGGGCCCCGUCACGACGCCCCGAGCACUCGACAAGGCCGAGGAAAUGGCAAAGGAUGCCAUUGCAAACGGUGCCAAAAUGGUAUAUGGGACAGGUCUUCGUGCCGAAUCUACGGGGGGCUACUUCAUGAGCCCAACCAUUGUGACAGAGGUGACGGACGACAUGCUCAUGAGCAAGGAUGAGAUUUUUGCGCCGCUUCUCGGCGUGUCCGUUUUUGAUACCGAAGACGAAGUGACCACUCGAGCAAACAACACCAGUAUGGGAUUGGCGAGUUACGUCUUCACCAAGAAUGUUGAUCGGCUGUGGAGGAUGUUUGAGACGCUGGAGGCCGGCAUGAUUGGAUUGAAUACUGGAAACAGCUCAUGCGCCGAGGCCCCCUUUGGCGGUAUCAAGGAGAGUGGAUGUGGGAAGGAGAGCGGAAAAGAUGUAGCAGUGGAGGAGUUUCUGGUGACCAAGAAUGGGACGCUCACAGUCGAAGAUCAUUGGUGA